AUGGUCGAGAUUCUCCCCGUCCCUGCUCGGCCGCCCACACCCCCAAGGCCAGGCUCUCGCCUUGAAGACCGAAAGUCGCCAGUCGCUCAAACCCCCGGGCAGUCAUCCCAACCAGAUUCCAGGGCUCCUCCAUCAAGUCGCGGAUCCAAACGUGUGACUUUCUCGCCAUGGCCCCACAUCACCACCACAAUUCAGUCGCCGCGGUUCCUCAAAAAGUCCAAAUCGAAGGACAGCCCCAACGUUAAGAGUCCUCUCUCAGUUGACAACCGGCCGUUUAAAUCCAUCCUCAAAGAGACCAGUUCUCCGAUUCCUGUGUGGUCUCCCAAUGUCGAUACCUUUACCACCGAAUCGCUUGCCAUGCUCCUCGAAUCGGUCAUCCAGCAGUUGGCUGGAGAGUCCAUAACCUCUCGCCUUGACGCGUACAUGCAAUUCUUUGGAGCUUUGCGUACAUAUGAUGGAUUACCAGCGGGAAGAGACAUUGCUGAAAAAUUAAGCCUGAUUACAGACUUUAUCCAGCGUGAUGUCAGUCGAAAUCUUGUGGAUCCCGCGCCACUGGACACAAAUCUCGCCAUCCAGGCUUUGAAGCUCUGCAAUGCCUUUGUGUGGCACAAAGAAAUCUCGGCGCAGCUCUCGGAGGAUUUUAGGGUUUUCCUCGUGGAGCAUGCAAUCACUGGUCUCCAGGAAGGCAAAGCGCCCAAGUCCGUCUUGACACAUUACAUGUCAAUAUUGGCCACUCAAAACUUCGGUUCCAAAGUCAUGUCUAGUACUCGAAUCACUCGCAUUCUCACUGUUUUACAAGAUGAGAACCAGCGCAUCGCCGGAAAAGCGAUUGCGCUGCACCGAUUGAGUAUUUAUCAGCGCCUUCUCACUCAAGCCAAGGGAACGUUCGUCUCCCAUUCUACACUCUGGGUCGAGCAAUUGGUCCAUGGCCUGCUGAAUCAGGUGAAGGAGACCCGCGCUAAAGCCGUCGCACUCGGUUUUCAGAUCUCUAUGGCUGCAGGACCAAGCCCCGGUGUUUCCAAGAGCAUCCGCGAUCUUUUUGACCGACCGAUUGGGAGUGACAGGAAAAUGGCCGCCGAGGUCCACGAACGCAUGUCAAGGAUGAUGGGCUCCGUUGAUAGCGGGGUUCAUGUUCCACAGGUCUGGAGCGUUAUCGUCCUUCUGCUUCGGAGUAAGAAGUGGAGAUUGGACCAAUGGGAGUACUUCAAGGAAUGGGUUCUUGUUCUUCAAAAGUGCUUCAAUUGCAGCGAGCCUGUCAUAAAGGCACACGCUAUUGUCAGCUGGAAUCGAUUCGUGUAUGCCGUCAGCCCCGAUGAAUCCACCGGUCUGGCCCUGCUGAAGAUGCUGGGUAGGCCUGUUCUCUCGCAAUUUGAGAAAAAGAAGUCGGAUAAGUCUGCUUCGCCACCCACACAACUUGCCUUGGCUAGCUAUUAUAACCUGCUGUAUUAUACUUUCCGUCCGUCUUCCUCCCAUCGAUACCUUGAUAUGAUCUGGGAGGAGUAUGUUGCCAUGCCAUCUACAUGUACGUUUUCAACAUUGCCGGCUCUCAGCGACAGCGCUUCCCGUGUGUUGGGAAACAUCUUGUGGACCCAACAAGCCAAAGUUUGGAGUGAGAAUCGGAUCAACGACAACAACAAGAUUGAGGUGGACGAAAUACCUUCCGUUGACCCAAAAUGGGUACGUUCGAGAAUAUCUGUGGUUCUGAAGGUCUUUGAAUCCUUGUUCAAGUCAUCAGUCUGGGAUGAUGACUCCCUCGAGCGUUCAAAUAUUGCCUCGGCCUGGAAUUGCCUUGGCAGUGCUCUGUCUCUUGCCUCUAGCAAAGAAAUCACACCAUCGGGCGAGUCUAUGCAGGCUGUUGCAAGUGCUCUUGGCCUACUUCAUCGUCUGUGGAUUGCCGGACCCCCCUCUUUGAACGCGGUUGGCGAUAAAUCUACGGAUAUCUUUUUUGAAAGAUUCAGAUUCCUCUCCAAAACGAUCAUCUUGUCACUUGGCGGAAUUCCAUUUACCGAAAAGCUGUUACUGAAAACUUUGGAUGGGAUGUCCGAGGCUGGUAGUACCCCGACACAUCACCUGUCCGGCGCAGGCACCGAGAUGGAUAGUCCCAUUCUUCAUCUUUUGCGAAUAAUCAGGACCACCACCGUGAAAACAGCACCCACUCUUUCCUAUAGACGGCUGGUUGAUGAGACCAUUGGCGCGUCAUGCAAUGGCAGGAUCUCACGCGGGUCCCGCCUCGAACUUUUACAGCAAUGUGCAAAUCUCAGUACAGAAAAAUCCCCACUUUCUUCUCAUCCGUCGUUGUCUCAUGAAGAGGUUUGGAAAUCCAGUGCCCGAGCGGCUGCAGAUACCGUGCGGUCAUUCCCAGUUGAAUCUGCCCGCGAACGUGAUGGUUCUGUUUCACGGGAUUAUGACAACAUUACAAAGACUCUAUUGUAUGGCUUGCAGUUUACGGAUUCCUCCCAAGAGUGGUCAAAUCUACUAGGUGCAUUCCUGCAUGUAGUGGAAACAGAGAAGGGUGAUCGAGUCAAUCUGAUCGUUGUGCCCCUCGCCGAAGGUCUUCUAUGUGUUCCCACCGAAAGCUCUUAUCGGCACCUAACAUCACUACUCAACCAUGCCUCUUCGAUUUUCUUCACACAAGAGACUGGACUGGGAAUCGAGAAUACUGUUACUCACCAGGAAAGCUCAUCAUUGAUUCCCGCACAGCUGAUCGAGGCGAUCGCAUCAACUCUGCGGUUGGCAUACAGACUUCUUGGUUCCCUGAAGACUGAUGGUCUGGAUGACUUCUUGACAGCGUUUUCUAUCUUUCUCGGCUCUGGCACAAAACAGUUCCGCUCCAAUCUUCUCCUCAUGUUGCAGCCCACUCUUGCAGCAUGGAUGAAAGAUGAAGAACACAAGUUUGAUGUCUCGGGUGGCGUAGAUAGCCAAAUUAAGAAUGCGUAUCGAUCACUGUCAGAUGCCAUUCUUAAUGUGCUGGACACCUGCAUUGACGACACUUUGAAUUACAAGAAGUUUGAGCGUCUCAUCUGCGAUGGGCUGGAGUCUACUCAAAUGUCAAGAGCCCUUGGUUUCAUUGGCUUCUGGGAACAGUCGGAGACCGCUCGCAAAGCAUUCGGUGAUUCAACUCCAAUGAAAGAUAGGGCACGCCGAAGCAAAUCUCGACUUAUCGCCUCUAACUUUAUCAUGGAAGACCAUGUUGACAAAGUGGAUUCAACUCGGCCCAUCCUCGUCGAUUCUUCUCUUGACUCCUGGGAACCGCAGGCCUUGAGUACGAACAGCCCCGGUUAUAUUCCUACCAGCCCUGAUCUGCCAGAAUCGCGUGUAGACUCAUCGCAUGGCUCAAUCAUCUCUCCCUCCCUUGAAAGAAAGCCGGCCAAUGCUGGUGAAAGUGCAGAGUCGGCUGAACCCCAGUUGCCUGAUGUGCAACCCGACCUCAGAGAAGAGCAGAUCACCGACGACAUUUUAAGAGCUCAUUUUCCAACCAACCGACGAGAUUUCUUUCACGGGGUUGCAAACAUCGGGUCCUCUUCUCCCGUCAACACUUCUGAAAGACCUGGCUACGAUACGCCAGUCUACGUGCGCAGGCUGCAGAUCUUGCAUAAAAGCUCUGAAAUUCCAUUGACACCAACUCUUGCUCCUGCAGAGAACGAGGAGGGGUUCGUCGGCUCUUCGCCAACUCCUGCAACUCGGGAUCCGACUCCGGCCAUGAACUCUGAUAUUCCUGUUUUGAAACAUCAAAAUAUCACGAUCGAUGCGACAGAUCCCCCGUCCUCGCCGCCAGGGCUAGAUUCCCGCAGUCCUAGUCCAAACAAAAGCUUAAGGCGCAAGAAAAAUGAACGGCGGAGGUCUGCAAAAGCCAAAGAAGCGAUGCUUCGUCGUGCAGCCGAGCAGCAAACCGAUAUGAACAGCCCUGCCCCAUCGAAUCCAGACAAACAGUACGCCGCAGAACCCGCUCAGGACAAUGUGCCUGAAGACCCCAAGGAAAACAACGCAGCUGUUCAAUCGGAUGAAAGGCCACCGAGCCGUCGUACGCGGUCUGCUUUGGGCCAUGGCGCGUUCAAUGACCAGAACACGAGCUCCAUCGCACCAAUCGAAACACCCGCCAAAGACACCGAUUCUCCUUCCGUGCAAGAUAAUAAGUCCAAAUCUGCGUCCAAGAAGAAAAGAAGGAGGCGGAAUUCAGCGAAGCCGACGAAUGAGGAGAACCAACAAACGGAACAGGUCGAUACUAAUGACCUUCUCAUCCCAGCUCCAGCGCCAGCUACAGCUCCGGAUUAUUCUAUCGAUUCCUCUAGCGAGGACGUGGAAACGCAAAUCGCCUCUCAGCUUGAACAAGACUUGGAACUCGCCGUGGACUUGCGUGAGAAUAUUGACGAAAUUCAGCGUGAAGAACAACCGCGUUCACCAGUCUCCACAAAGAAGAGGAAGCGGGAUGAUCACGAAUCUCGUACGCCCACUGCAAAGGAUCGGCGUCGAUCAACUAGACUGUCAUCGACCAAGGAAGUCGAUGCCGGUGACAUGGACGAACUGGAUACCUCAAACAAAUUAUCAUCUCCGACGCUGCGCCGUUCUACCCGUGGCUCUCAACGGAAUGACGAAACCACAACUGAAGUCUCUGAAUCGACGCAGGAGCAUAAUGAAGAUGAAGAAACUCCGCGACCCCCAUCGAAGCGAUCACGCAAACUCGUUCAACUCGAAGAUCAAUCCACCCGGGACAGUACCGAAGAGAGUUCCACUCAAGUCAGGUCAGCUCCAGACACGCGCUCACGCAAAACACGAUUGUCUAGACGUCAAAGCAAAUUACUUGAAGAUCAACAAGAUGAUCAGGACGUGGUUCCCGACAGCCUCCCGAUUGUCUCGACCGAGGAGGCCACCGACUCUCAAAUGACAGACAUGGGCUCGUCCAUUGAUGCGAAAAUGAACAUGGAAAUUGACAUGUCUCAUCACCAGAGACUCAGCGUGGUGAUCGAAGAAGUGGCGAACAUCGAUAAUGCCGAAUACCACACUACACCACAACUCCCCCAGCCCGACACCGCCGAAGAGGGCAUCGCUGAGUCACUGAAGAAGCUCCUGGGUGACAUGAAAUCGGCGGCUUUGGGACCCGAUGCUCUCCGCGAGGUCGACGACUUGCUUUUCAACAUUCGUAUCGAGGCACAUGAAGCAUCACACCGGUACAGUGCAUAG
Messenger RNA from Penicillium atrosanguineum, 5178 nucleotides. RefSeq lists its product as uncharacterized. Bases 1 to 5178 code for a protein of 1725 amino acids. NCBI's taxonomy places the organism in Eukaryota, Fungi, Ascomycota, Eurotiomycetes, Eurotiales, Aspergillaceae. Gene Ontology annotation, biological process: telomere maintenance. Gene Ontology annotation, cellular component: nucleus. The record is from RefSeq and is a predicted model, not a curated record. The transcript is spliced from 2 exons.